Stegostoma tigrinum is the source of this 2288-nucleotide messenger RNA. RefSeq names its product G protein-coupled receptor kinase 5-like. The transcript is spliced from 16 exons. Gene Ontology annotation, biological process: signal transduction; protein phosphorylation; regulation of signal transduction. Lineage: Eukaryota; Metazoa; Chordata; Chondrichthyes; Orectolobiformes; Stegostomatidae. The coding region runs from base 328 to 2094 and encodes 588 amino acids. Gene Ontology annotation, molecular function: ATP binding; G protein-coupled receptor kinase activity. Gene Ontology annotation, cellular component: cytoplasm. The record is from RefSeq and is a predicted model, not a curated record.
GACAGGCACAGAGAGAGAGACAGAGACAGGCACAGAGAGAGAGAGAUAGAGACAGGCACAGAGAGAGAGACAGAGACAGGCACAGAGAGAGAGAGAUAGAGACAGGCACAGAGAGAGAGAGAGAGAUAGAGACAGGCACAGAGAGAGAGACAGAGACAGAGACAGGCACAGAGAGAGAGAGAGACAGAGACAGGCACAGAGAGGGAGAGAGACAGAGAUAGGCACAGAGAGACAGAGAUAGGCGCAGAGAGAGACAUAGAGAGAGAUAGGCACAGAGAGACGGAGGAGGGGGGUGCGGUCCACAACCUCCCGGAAGCGCUGUGCAGCAUGGAGCUGGAAAACAUUGUUGCCAACACCGUGUUGCUGAAGGCGAGAGAAGGGGGCUCCGGCAAGCGCAAAGGAAGGAGCAAGAGGUGGAAGGACAUCUUACGCUUCCCCCACAUCAGUCAGUGUGAAGAGCUGCGGAGGACAUUGGAACGGGAUUACUCCAGCCUGUGUGACAAACAGCCCAUCGGCCGGGAGCUCUUCUUCCAGUUCUGCCGCACACUCCCCCGGCUAAGGCACUGCAUCGGGUUCCUCAACUGCAUGGCAGAGUAUGAGCUGGCUCCCAAUGAGAAGAGGAAGGAGAUGGCAGAAGAGGUCGUCCACAGGUUUCUAACUGAGGGGUCGGCAGAGUAUGUGCCAGGAAUUACAGAGCGCCAUGCCCAACAGUGCCUGGAGAGCUUGGGAGGAAGGCUCGGCAAAGAUCUCUUCGCUGAAUGUUUGAGGGCCUUGCACCACUUCCUCAGUGGGUCCCCGUUCUCUGAAUAUCAGGAGAGUAUGUAUUUUGAUCGCUUCCUGCAGUGGAAAUGCUUGGAAAGGCGGGCCGUGACUCGGGACACCUUCCGGCAGUACAGGGUGCUGGGGAAAGGAGGCUUUGGUGAGGUCUGUGCCUGCCAAGUGCGAGCAACCGGGAAGAUGUACGCCUGUAAGCAGCUGGAGAAAAAGAGAAUUAAGAAGCGGAAAGGUGAGAGCAUGGCAUUGAACGAGAAGCAAAUUCUGGAGAAAGUGAACAGCAGAUUUGUGGUCAGCCUGGCCUACACCUUUGAGACGAAGCAGACUCUGUGCCUUGUGUUGACCAUGAUGAGCGGAGGCGAUCUGCGGUUCCACAUUUACAAGAUGGGUAGCCCAGGCUUUGAGAAGGGCCGAGUGGCCUUUUACGCCGCUGAGAUCUGUUGUGGCCUCCAGCACCUUCACCGCGAAGGGAUAGUCUACCGGGACCUGAAACCAGAGAACGUCCUCCUUGAUGAUGAUGGGCACGUUCGGUUAUCAGAUUUGGGACUGGCAGUGAUGAUCCCGGAGGGGGAGACAGCCAGUGGCCGGGUGGGGACAGUCGGAUACAUGGCUCCUGAGGUGAUUAGCGACAAGGAAUACACAUUGAGCCCUGACUGGUGGGGCCUAGGCUGCCUCAUUUACGAGAUGACGGCUGGGCAGUCACCCUUCCGAGCUCGGAAGGAGAGAGCGAAGCAGGAAGAGGUGGAGAUGAGGGUGCGGGAGCAGGCGGAGGAGUACGGUGACAAAUUCGCAGAGGACACCAAAGACAUCUGCCAGCUACUGCUUGCCAAAGAUCCCAAACAGCGACUCGGUUGCGGAGCAGCAGGAGCCAACGAAGUGAGGGAACAUCCAUUCUUCCGAUCCAUCAACUUCCACCAGCUCGAGGCUGGCAUGCUGGUGCCCCCCUUUGUACCCGACCCUCAAGCUGUCUAUUGCAAGGAUGUGCUGGACAUUGAACAGUUCUCCACCGUGAAAGGGGUUACCCUGGACCAAACGGACAAUGACUUCUACAGCAGGUUUGCCACCGGCAGCGUCCCCAUCCCCUGGCAAAACGAGAUGAUCGAGACCGAGUGCUUCAAGGAGUUGAAUGUCUUCGGACCACACGGGAUCCGGUCUCCGGAUCUGGACUGGAAUCAGUUUCCGGAACCUCCCAAGAGGAGCCUGCUCGACCGAAUUUUCCGACGCCGCCCCCAGGAUCACGCCAUCAGCACGGGCCGAACAGCCAACGCCAGCUCUGACAAUAGCAUGGCCCACGAGCUUCAGACAACCAAUAUCGCUUGAAUGGAGUCUCUGGGAAAUGGCACUGCACUGAUGGCAGAUACUGGUGGGCACUGAUGGUGGGCAUUGCCAAAUGUUGGUGGCAGACAUUGGCCAACAGCAAUUAUGGCCAACUUGGGCUGACUUUGAUGGACCUGACGAUCAACAUUGACGCCUUCCUCUCGGUUUUCUGGUUGGGCUAACAAGAAUGGCUCUGU